AAGCCCGUCUCCCCUCCUCCUCCUCCUCCUCCUCUCUCUCUCUCUCUCUCUCUAUGUGCGCGCGUCGAUGGCGUCCAUUUCAGCCAUCGGGCCACCGCCAACGCCCGCGCCGCCGUCUCCAAGACCUUCCGCGACGGCGAGCCGAAGCGGGCCCGCGAGGUCUCGUUCCCCAUGGCGACCGCGAACGCCCCUCCGCCCUCGGCUGUCUCUAUGCUCCUCCUCCUCCUCUGGUGGUUCUGAGCCGAGCUGCAGCGGAAGAGCGCGCGGGCUCCGGCGGCGGGAGGUUCUGGUCCCGUCCACAGCGGGGACGCUGGUUGGAGUCCUGUCGAGCGUUUCUCGCGAUCGGGUCGCCCUCGCUUCCGACUUCGCCGACAUGCCGGCAAUUAGAGGGAAGGAUUAUGGCAAGUCAAAAAUGCGUUAUCCAGACUACACGGAAACAGAUUCAGGUCUUCAGUACAAGGACUUGAGAGUUGGAGAUGGUCCUACCCCCAAAAUGGGAGAGACUGUAGUGGUUGACUGGGAUGGUUAUACUAUUGGUUACUAUGGCCGCAUAUUUGAAGCUCGUAACAAGACAAAAGGCGGUUCCUUUGAGGGAAAUGAUAAGGACUUCUUCAAAUUCAAAGUAGGAUCUCAAGAGGUAAUACCGGCAUUUGAAGAAGCUGUUGCUGGCAUGGCCCUUGGGGGUGUUAGAAGGAUCAUAGUGCCACCAGAACUGGGAUAUCCAGAGAACGACUACAACAAAAGUGGCCCAAAGCCCACUACCUUUUCGGGUCAGCGAGCUCUCGAUUUUGUCCUGAGGAACCAAGGGCUGAUAGACAAGACACUUCUUUUUGAUAUCGAGCUCCUUAAAAUCAUCCAGAGCUGAUCAACUGAAACACGCUUCAGUUAACGAAUGAGGCAACAAGAAGCAACAAGUGAUGGAGAGGGCAUUUUCCUAGAGCCUAGAGUGCAUCAAUCUAGUUCAGCGCCCACUCUAUAAUAUUAGAGUCAACUGUCAAGCGAAGGGAAAUUGAGGAAGUCACCUAAUCAAUUCUUUGUCAAUCUUGGAGAGGCUCUUUUGUUCUGUAAGCUGCAUUUUAGGAAGUACGAAUUCCUUAUCUAUGCUGCCCGAAUUAGCUGGCUAUGUAUCCUAUCACUGUUUUCCCAAGGUGCAUCCAUUCUUUUGCUAAGUGCGAGUGCUUAGCUAAGUUCUAUGAUGUUACAGAGAAGUGCAAGUGCGUCAAGGUUCUAUGAUUUUAUUCUCUCUAAAACUAA
This is a messenger RNA of Eucalyptus grandis, 1254 nucleotides long. Its product is annotated as peptidyl-prolyl cis-trans isomerase FKBP19, chloroplastic. Bases 68 to 865 code for a protein of 265 amino acids. The transcript is spliced from 11 exons. Gene Ontology annotation, cellular component: chloroplast; thylakoid. Gene Ontology annotation, molecular function: peptidyl-prolyl cis-trans isomerase activity. NCBI's taxonomy places the organism in Eukaryota, Viridiplantae, Streptophyta, Magnoliopsida, Myrtales, Myrtaceae. The record is from RefSeq and is a predicted model, not a curated record.